Glycine soja is the source of this 1824-nucleotide messenger RNA. Its product is annotated as extensin-like. The coding region runs from base 207 to 1634 and encodes 475 amino acids. The transcript is spliced from 2 exons. The record is from RefSeq and is a predicted model, not a curated record. Gene Ontology annotation, cellular component: plasma membrane. NCBI's taxonomy places the organism in Eukaryota, Viridiplantae, Streptophyta, Magnoliopsida, Fabales, Fabaceae.
UAGGCCCCUUGAUGCAAGAAAAGCUAUGCUUUUUCAAUUGUUUACAAUCUUUGUUGGAUCAUUGGUGGAAAUGAUGCAAUCACACAAAUGCUACACUCUUACAUGCACCAUGUCAUCUACGCCUCAACCUUCUAAUCCUAUCAUAACCAUAUAUCACAUGCUAUAAAUAACAAGUUAACUUUCCCUAUACCAAAUCACUUACAAGAAUGGCUGCAGUGUUCUGGGUAUUGGCUUUAGCUAGCCUCAGCUACCCGCUAGCCACAAUCAAUGCCCAAGCACCAGCAGGUACACCCUCCAAUUGGCAACCUUCAACCCUUUCAGCACCCUCCAAUUUACCAACCACAACCCCAAAUGCACCUUCUACUUUGCCAACCACAACCCCAAAUGCACCUUCUACAUUGCCAACAACAAACCCAGUUGCACCCUCUACAUUGCCAAUCACAAACCCAGUUGCACCCUCUACAUUGCCAACCACAACUCCAACUGCACCCUCAACAUUGCCAAGAGCAACUUCCCCCUCUUCUAGUACACCAUCAGUAGCCAAACAACCACCUGUUGUGGCUGCAACUCCUUCCACCUCAAAGAAUCCACCAGUAACAUCAACUUCUCCCACUUCUACUCCAACAACCACAGCUGCACCCUCCAAAUUGCCAACUGCAGCUUCCCCCACUUCUGCCACAGCAACCCCUUUUCCUUCAGUAGCAACCUCUCCCACUUCUAGCAAAACACCAAUUACCAUUCAGACUCCUGUGAAAUCACCACUUCCAAAAGCUACAUCUCCAACAUCUGCUCCUGUGAAAUUACCAGUGCCCAAAGUUACAACUCCAACUUCUGCUCCUGUGAAAUUACCUGAUCCCAAGCCUUUACCACCAUCAUCUGCUCCAGUUAAAUUACCAGUCCCCAAGGCUUUACCACCAACCUCCACUCCACUGAAACCACCAGUUCCCAAAACUACCCCUCCAAAAAUUGCUCCUGUGAAGCCACCUGUUCCCAAAACUUUACCUCCAAAAAUUGCUCCUGUGAAGCCACCUGUUCCCAAAACUUUACCUCCAAAAAUUGCUCCUGUGAAGCCACCUGUCCCCAAGGUUACACCAGCAUUAAGUCCAAAACCCCCAUCCCCCAAAAUCCCACCACCACAACCACCCAAAAACGCUCCUAUUCCACCCCCUCCUCUGCCAUUACCACCAGCUGAGGCACCACCAUUGCCUACUCCAACACCAUCCAAAGCACCAACACCAGCACCUGUACACAAAAAGAAAGCACCAAAAUCAUCACCUGCUCCUUCACCACUUAGUAGCACACCAACACCAGCACCAACGCCAGCGAUUGAAACACCAACACCAGCUCCAGCACCUGAAGAUGACACGCCACCACCCCCUCCCCACAGGCACAGGAGAAGAAGACACAAGCACAAGCACGAGAAACACCACGCACUUUCUCUGGCUCCAGCACCAACUAUUACCCGGAGAAGUCCCCCAGCACCACUUGCUGGCGAUAUUGCUACAACCGAUUCAGAAGAGACACAAUCACCAGCACCAAGUCCCAAUGCGAAUGCUGCACAAUCAUACUAUAGGCAAGGGAAUAUGUGGCCAACUAUUGGACUCACUGCCAUUUUGUUAUCUGUUAUCGCUUGACACGUGCAACAUGAUUCACUCUAAGCAGUGGUUUGGUUUGCAAAACAUAUCAAAUCAGUUAAAUGUAUGAAACUGAUCAAUAACGAAAAGUUAUACACAUAUUUUUAUUUUUUUUUAUUUCCUUCUUUCUUUGUAUUGUGAUCUUUGCUCAAAAAUAUUAAUGAUACGAGUUUUUGAAUUGUUGAAACUA